Messenger RNA from Xiphias gladius (swordfish), 5492 nucleotides. It is a transcript of the gene limk2, whose product is annotated as LIM domain kinase 2. Gene Ontology annotation, molecular function: ATP binding; protein binding; protein serine/threonine kinase activity. Gene Ontology annotation, biological process: protein phosphorylation; actin cytoskeleton organization. Gene Ontology annotation, cellular component: cytoplasm; nucleus. The record is from RefSeq and is a predicted model, not a curated record. NCBI's taxonomy places the organism in Eukaryota, Metazoa, Chordata, Actinopteri, Istiophoriformes, Xiphiidae. The transcript has 16 exons. Bases 148 to 2145 code for a protein of 665 amino acids.
CAUACUCAAGAGUUGGGAGUGUGGGAGUCCUGGCUGGGCGACGGGGAGGAAUGAAGCGUUGAGGCGGCGCAUCACAGCUCUCCUGCUCUCAGUAUGAGAAGUUUGUAAACGGCUCCGAAAAAAUCGACGACACUCUCGGCAAACUAGAUGGAGGAACCAGAAGGUACAGAUAAGUGUUACUGUGCGGGCUGUGGAGAAACAAUUCAAGACUCGUUUCACAUGAAAGUCCUCCAGGAUAUCUGGCACAACGCCUGCUUUCAGUGUUCCGUGUGCUGCGACCACCUGACUAACUGGUACUAUGAAAAGGAUGGCAAGCUGUACUGUCGCAAACACUACUGGGAGAAGUUUGGAGAGCUCUGUCAUGGCUGCUCUCUGCUCAUGACUGGACCUGCCAUGGUGGCUGGAGAACACAAGUAUCACCCUGAGUGCUUUGUGUGUCUGAGGUGCAAGGUGGUGAUUGAGGACAGGGAUACCUAUGCCUUAGUGGAGCGAUCAAAACUCUACUGUGGAAAGUGCUACAAGCAGGUGGUCCUUACACCCAUGUUGGAAAAGCGUUCACACGACUCGGUGCUGGACUCCCUGCCCCACACGGUGACCCUAAUCUCGAUGCCCUCUGCAGCCAACGGCAAGAGGGGCUUCUCCGUCUCAGUGCUGCGGGACGUCAAUGGCUCAGCGAGUGUUCAAGUCAAAGAGGUCAGGGGGAUGCUUAUUAGUCCAGAGGUGCGAAAUGCCAUCCACGUUGGAGACAGGAUUCUGGAGAUCAAUGGCCUUCCAGUGGGGACAUUGAUGGAGGAGGAGGUGGAUGAUCUUAUCCACCGCACCAGUCACACGCUGCAGUUGCUUAUAGAGUAUGACCCGGUCAGGCAGCGUUUGGAUCGGCUCAGACUGGGAUCACCCAGGAACCAGCUGGGAGUCCCGGCCACAUCCCGCAUGCGUCUGUCCUCACCUUCUGAUGCAGUCCUGGAGAGAACAGAUGUGGUUGAUGACGGCACACUGAAAAGGAGGUCUUUGAGGCGGAGUAACAGCAUAUGUAAGUCACCCGGGCCAAAUUCUCCCAAAGAGUUGCCCUUUAUUACACGAGACAUUGGGCGCUCUGAAUCCUUGAGAUCCUCCAGUAGCUGUUCUCAUCGCAUCUUCCGGCCAUGUGACCUCAUCCACGGAGAGAUCUUAGGAAAAGGUUUCUUCGGACAGGCCAUCAAGGUGACUCACAAAGCCACAGGGGAGGUGAUGGUGAUGAAGGAGCUGAUCCGUUGUGAUGAAGAGACCCAGAAAACUUUCCUAAAGGAGGUCAAAGUAAUGCGAAGCCUUGAUCAUCCCCAUGUUUUGAAGUUCAUCGGUGUGCUUUAUAAGGACAAGAGGCUCAAUUUGAUAACUGAGUUUAUCGAGGGAGGCACCCUGAAGGAUUUCAUCAGAGACACGGAUCCAUUUCAAUGGGAGCAAAGAGUGAGCUUUGCGAAGAGCGUCGCUUCUGGCAUGGCCUACCUUCACUCAAUGAGCAUCAUACACAGAGACCUCAACUCUCACAAUUGCCUGGUAAAACUGGACAACACUGUGGUCGUUGCUGACUUUGGACUCUCCCGACUCAUAGUGGAGGAGAAAGUAAAGCCUCCACCUGAAAAACCUUCCACUAAGAAGAGGGUUUUCAGGCGUAUUGACCGAAAGAAGCGGUACACUGUUGUGGGAAACCCUUACUGGAUGGCACCAGAGAUGCUAAAUGGUAAACGCUAUGAUGAGAAGGUGGACAUUUUCUCCUUUGGAAUUGUACUUUGUGAGAUCAUUGGAAAAGUCUAUGCAGACCCCGAGUGCCUCCCCAGGACGCUGGACUUUGGCCUGAAUGUUGGCAAGUUUGUGGAGAAGUUCCUCCCUGAAGACACUCCACCAGCUUUCUUUCCACUGGCUGUGGCCUGCUGUGACCUCGCACCAGACAACCGUCCACCUUUCCAGAAGCUGGAGGACUGGUUUGAAGCUCUGUCCCUCAACCAGGAGCUGGGGAUCCCCCUGCCAGCCGAACUGGAUGAACUGCAUCAGAGUCUGAGUCAACUCCACUGGCCUAAAGACGGCUCUCCAGCGCACAGCACAGAUCAGCCAUCAACCCCAACAGCAGCCUCUCCAGACUCCUCCAGCAUGAAAGACAAUGGCACCUAGGACAUGCACCUCCCUUAUUUGACCCCUCUGAGUUGCUGCACUAAUACUGUGGAUGUGAAAAAGAGGAAAAGUGCAUUGAACCCGAGCCAUACUAGAACUGGAUAACCUGAGGUAGCUGGACCAAUCUUCUCCCUGUGUGGGACCUUAACUUUGAGAGUUAGCAAGUGAGUGGAAAGAAGCAUUUCAAAAGGACAAGUGUUAGUUACUAAUUCUUUUUUUUUUUCUUUUUUUCACAUUACUCAACCCCCACUCAACACACAGGGUUGUACUAAUGUUUACUGUGUAUAAAGACGAAAUGCAACUUUUUACAAUCCUGUCUCUGACGGAGCACGUGCAUCUUUAUAAGGUGGAAGACCGCGAUGAGUCUUGCUGAGUGACAGCAGCUUUGUUUUUUCUAGCUCUGAAGUUGUUGCUUGCCAUGUGUGGAAUGCACAGAUGAAUCCUUGCCCAGAGGAGGACUCACUUCACCGCAGGAGCAAAGAAAACAGAGAGGCUUGACAGUUAAGCUGAUUGACAUGUCUAAGUAAACAGAGGGCUGGGCUUGAAGAAAAUAGGAGUGAAUUAAGGCAGCAGUGGAAACAAAACAAACACUGGCCCCAAAUAGUUUCAUCACUCUGAGAUUUGGCACAAGAUGGCAAAGCAGUGUGGUUUUUUUUGUUUUUGUUUUUUUGUCUGGGCACCACUGAUCUAAUUUUUGACGAGAUGGUUACAAGUAUGUCUCUGUACUUUGUAGUCUAAUGAUUUUAAUUCAUUUCUUAGAAUGAUGAAUGAACUCUAUUUAGAUUUUGACAUUUUGACAUUUUGUUCAAAGUUUUAUCAAACUCCUGAUGCCUAUUUAAAAAGACACAGGCCAGAAGCUCUUCUGGAAAAGAAGAGCUGUUAUUAAUAAUUGUCAGACAUAACCAUGCAAGAGUUGACCAUAAAUAGUUGCCUUGUACAAAAAAACUGGGUUUUUUUUCUUAAGCAAUGUAUAUAGAUAUGUACAUAUUAAGCCUCUAAUUGGACGUCAUUUUUCUAAUGGGAACUCUAGAUUUGUAGAUUUUUAGACAUUUCGUUAACGAUGGAUGGACGUUUUUGCCUUUUUUGCUAUCAUCAUGCAAGGUACUGACGACCAGUUGUAACCACUAUUAUUUAUAUCACUUUAGUGUUUCAUAAAUAAACCUUCAGAAAGUUGCCUUUUUAUUUUCAUUCUUCAAUUUUGCAUGUCAGGAAAACCGCUAGUUUCAGAUCAUCUGUUACAGUUCAGAGCCAAAGUUAAAUAAUUUGUAGAUCUGUGUUAACCUGAAAACACACUCUAGGGCAUCGGUCAUCAGACAUGAAAGGAAGAUGAAAUCAGUUCACAGCAAAAAAUGACAUACUAAAAUCAUCAUAUUUACAGGGAAUUCAUUCAUUAAUGACUCAAUUCCAAUUUUGACAAAUGAUUAAUAGAUGAAUACUUGCAUUUUCGACUAUUGGUUAGCCUAGAUGAUAAAUAGGUGACAAAAUAUUAAAUUGUUUGAUAAUCAUUACUUGAAGCCUUAAUUGAUUCUCAUUGACUGUAAUUUAUAUCUCUACUUUUAGCCCCUUGGAAUAAAGCUGUGGAUCACCAACAAAUGGUAAAUAUUGUCAAUUUAGGUCUUCAGCUUCAAAGUUACUCUCAUAUCCAAUUCAAAAUAGAAAGAAAGAAAUCAAGUGUGUCACCAUCAAAGUCACUGAAUAGAAUCCAGAGAUCUAAACUCUUUUGCAACAGGUUUUUUUUUUUCUUUAGUUAGUUUAUGUCUUCAGAAGCCUCUUCAAAUCUAUUUGUCCCACUCGUUCCUCUUACUGUAAUAUCUUAACUUGCUAUCUCAGGUGACUCCAAUGACUAAAGUAAUGUGUUUAAGAAUUGCCAACAGAGGGAGCUGGUGCAAAAAAAAAAAAAAAAAACCCACUGAACAACCCUUGAAUAACAAGAGAUUUGUAACAGUCCAAGCAUUCCUGCUGUGUAAUGUUGUCACUCCACAUCUAUGAUUUUAAAUAUACAGACCACUUCACACCAUAAUGUCUUUGUUUGAUGUUUUAUUUCAGUCUCAGCAGUGAAAAUCUGCAUUCAUACAAAUACGAGUACUACAAUCGAAUGCUGAACAACAGUAUUGUGAACACAUUGCUUAUAUGAAGGAGAAAAUAAUCACAGUCAGCACACAGACACUUAAAAUAAUGGAGAGGCAGUAACCAAAAAUGAUCAGUGAUGUGAAUCCAGCAAUAAUCACAAAACAAGAUCAUCAGGAGUGUUGGAUUGAUAAGCAGACUGGCAAUACACUGGGAAGUAACGGUGCAUCAUGUGCUUCAACAAACUAAAAUCGUCUGUGUACAAUGAUUUCUGUCUUCAGGCAGGUAUUUUCCAAAUGUCCUCUUCAAUAAGUAGAUCUACAUUUUAAGAUGCAAAAAGUGCCCCCUGAAUACAAACAUACAGCAGGUAAAUGCAUUCACGUUUUUAAAUGAGCAACACCAAACUUUGGACUGUUUCUAUUCUACUCCAUUCCUGUCUCUACCCUGAAGCAUCAAGUGCAUAACUCAAAUGUCCGAAUAUAAUCUAGGCACCAGGCUUCUUCAGCACUUCCAACACACACAUGCACACACACACACACACACACUGUCCUGCUCUGCAAAGACAAGAUUUCAGGAUUUUUCUUUUUCGGAUCCCAUCUGUUCUGUGUUGUGGCAGUGCUAUUGUGUCCUGAGGACUAACUACUGUCUCUCAUGUUUCCUGAGAGCACUCUGUGCAUUUCCUGUCACUCCUUAACCUGUGAAAGAAAAAGGGCAAGUCCUCUUUCAUGUCUGCCAAAGGCCGCUGUCAUGUUUUUGUAACCACACUGCCCUGUCAGUCAAGUACAAAGAGGAAAAAAAAAAUAAUGCAGGAAAAGAUAAACAAAUACAUUCAUAAGUAUCAUGCUAAGGCAAUUUCUGAGUUGGCCUUCCCUUGUCUUUAGUGGGUCUGUUUUACCUCAUGUUCCCUCAUCCUCAGUCAUCCUUCUCAUCUCAGAGGAGGAUGACUAUUUUUGGACGCUCAUAUCUGUGUCCCCAGUGUGUCUCCAACACAAACCAGUCUUGACACAUUUUUUUCUCCACCUCUUCUUCGGCACAGCCAGUGGGUCAAUAUAAAUGGAAAUCAACCACACCAUGUAACUGCAUCUCAUGUUGAGAGUACCUUCUCCAUAUGGGGGGAAAAAAAAAAAAAAAAAAAAAAGUUUAUGAACAACACCCCCCAAAACUCCAUCUCUUAACAAAGAAUUGUUUCAUCACACACCAUCAUAAACAUUUACUUGUCAAUGUCCAUUUGAAUACAUAUUAUACUAGAUAUUCAUGAGCUAGCACAUGACCUUAUUUUC